This is a messenger RNA of Paramecium octaurelia, 258 nucleotides long. The record is from the annotation of a GenBank genome assembly. NCBI's taxonomy places the organism in Eukaryota, Ciliophora, Oligohymenophorea, Peniculida, Parameciidae.
AUGAGACAUUUAAAAAGAAACAAGAAAAUUUGUUAUAUAAAAAAUACAAAAAAUGAAUAGAUUAUAGAAUUGCUGAAAUUUCUUGUAUAUCUAACUGCUAUUGAUGAAGGUUAUGUUGUUGGUGGAUCAAAUUCACUUAAUUUGUUGGUUGAGAUGUAAGUUGAUCUAACUAAUCAGAAAAUGAGGAUAAAAAAUACUUCCUUAGCUGAAGGAAAUUUACAAAAUGUAAUUUAAGCUUAUCUGAAUUUAAUAAUGUGA